Molecule: messenger RNA, 1321 nt
Organism: Malaya genurostris
Lineage: Eukaryota; Metazoa; Arthropoda; Insecta; Diptera; Culicidae
Gene: mRpL1
Product: large ribosomal subunit protein uL1
Exons: 2
Coding region: 134-1213 (359 amino acids)
Source: RefSeq, a predicted model, not a curated record
AAAAUACAGAAAACGUCAAAUUAGAAGUGUACCGCGACUGCCAUCCGUGUUUUUUAGGCUAUUAGUUAUCCAAAGAAUACUUACGUUAAUAAUUAUAAUAAUUCAAUUUUAAACACCGUUAUUUUCGAAGAAAAUGUUAAAUAUAUCUGCUACAAUGCUAAAUCGUUUCGGGGUGUCGUCAGCUUUGAUAGCCAACACUCGUAUGCUGCAUAUAUCCGCAAACGAUCUUGCUGCUCGUAAGGGAACUCGAGAGAAGGCACGUAAAGCCAAAGUCAAAAAAGUAGUAGAAAAGAUUGGAUUUAUUCGACAUGACAUGAGGAACAAGGGCAAAUUGAACCUGAAGCAAGUGAACAAGCACAUAGACGACAGCUGGAAACAAGUGCCCAUCGAUAACUGCUGGGUGAGCAAAUACUACAAAUGGAGGGUAUACUCCGUCGAUGAAGCUGUUCAGUGCCACCGAGAAACACAUCAUCCGACCAUGUACAAUGUGCCGAAUGCUCCGCUCUAUGCCCACAUAGAACUGAAUAUGCAGGCGGAGAAAAUCACUCGUUUCGUAGACAAUUUUCAGCGAAUGGUUGCCAUUCCACAUAAGUUCAAGCAAAAUGAGAAUAGAAACAUUCUUGUUUUUGCAAAGGGUCAGGAUAUACUGAAAGAAGCUACCGACGCUGGCGCAACUCUUGUUGGCGGAAUAGAGCUAAUCAAGGAAAUCCAAAACGGCGACUUGCAGCUUACAGAAUAUCCAUUUGUGCUUGCGCAUCAAAACAUUCUACCGGAUUUAGUUGUUAUUCGAGGCUUACUCAAAAAAGCCAAAUUUCCAAACCCCCGCCAUGGAACGCUUGGUGUGAAUUUACCAGAAAUGAUUGAACGAUACUUGCAUGGAAUUCAAUACUCAGCCGAGAAGGACGAGAAUCAAAAGGAUUUUGGUUCUAUCGUGGCCUGCUUAGGCAUGCUCGAGAUGGACAGUAAGCAUUUAGAGGAAAAUCUAUCAACGCUGCUGAUGGAUGUAAACUCAAUGCGACCGAAACGCGAAGGGAAAUUUAUCACCCGAGUAUUACUUAAAAGUCCACCAUCGGGAGAAACGCUAAAGAUUGAUCCGUUCCUGUAUGUGCCUUCUGAAGGAAAAGCUGCCACGAAAAAAGAUUCAGCAGCUGAGAAUGUCGACGAAGAGCAUGAUGAAGGUGAUGAAAAGCAAUCGGCCGUAAUGAAUAGUUGAACAUUGUUUUGAGCAUAUUAUCAGUAGUAACCCACGAGGAAGUCCAAUUUUAAAAGUUGUACACUUGUUUGUCUUCUUACUGGGGGAGGAAUAAAUUUCUCGUUGUAA